Molecule: messenger RNA, 2142 nt
Organism: Tarenaya hassleriana
Lineage: Eukaryota; Viridiplantae; Streptophyta; Magnoliopsida; Brassicales; Cleomaceae
Exons: 6
Coding region: 379-1959 (526 amino acids)
Molecular function (GO): ubiquitin protein ligase activity
Source: RefSeq, a predicted model, not a curated record
AAAGAGCUCAGCUUCUGAAAAAUAAACUCCUUUUUUUUUUUCCUUGUGAGUUCAUUAUGAGGAAUUUUGUAACUUUGUCUCCGAGUAAUUCGACGGGGCUCUAUAUGAAUUUGAAUGUUCUGGGUUGAAUUUGUGGGUUAUUGAUUUCUGGGUUUCUGGUGUUUUUUUGGAAAUUAUUAUGUUGUUCUUGAUUCUGAAACAUGUGGUGUAAUUGCUUCUUCCCCCUUUAUUUUUCCCUGUUUCUGGGAAAAAGGAGGAAGCACUGUUUGUGAGUAUAUAUAUCUCUGUGUUGUUUCCGGAUGCCGCUGAGGUUGAUUACAUAGAAAGUACAGAAUCUGGAGAAAUUUUGAGCACGAACACUCAAACUUUUAAGAGUUCAUGGAUAGAUGCUUGGGUAAAAGAGCCAUUGAAGGGAGACCAGAGCCUAAAAAGGGUGGUGGUAGUAUUGUUUUGAGAGACAGAUUUAACAGCCCUGCUCCUAUUUGCGGCAGAGUCGGAUGCAGCGCUGGAAACCCCCCCGGGAAAUGUAGUACUUGGAUUGGCUCUUCAGACAGAAAAGAGAAAUCUAUGUUGUCUUCAUCAUUCCGUUCUUCAUCAAACGGGAAGGAAAUAAUCGGGGCUUCCUCUAAACCCGGUCGCUCUCUGUCCUCUUCCACAAGAAAUGAGAAAAAACCGGUGAUGUCUCAGACAGCCAUGGAUUCAUCGGAGAGUAGCGCUAGCAGUGAAGAAGAGGGAGAUGCACAAAUCUUGGAUGAUUCCCUUGUGAAAAACAAGAAGAGGGUUCAUGAAAAAUUUAAAUCAACUGAAGCGGAAUGCUCAAAUUUGAGAUCAAGUUCGAGGAUAAGGAGAGGUUUUAGACCGAGAUUUGGAUUGAACAAUCAAGAUUUCUGUCCUGGUCCCUCUAGCCAGGCAGCAUCAGCAAACACCAUAAGCAGACAUGGUUUGAGAAACAGGAGCUGUAGGCCGAUGUUAUCAUCAGGUGUUAUCCCAUCUGGUUUCGGCUUAGAAAAAACACCAAAUCACAGGGUAGACAAGAUUAACACAAGAAAAUCUUUUGGAGAAAGCAGUUCUACCUCCUCCCCUUCCUCCAGGGGGAAGAAUACAAAUGACCCACCAUCAGAAGAAAAAUGUGAUGGUUCUAAUCUGAGAAUAUCUGUUUCCGAUAAUAGGCGUGCAAGAAACUUCAUUUCAAACAGAAAUGACGAUGCUAAUUCAGUUGGGACCCAGAGAUCAGCAAACGCUUGUGAUUAUCGUGCUAGGUCCUCCACCCGAGAGUGUGGUAGAAAUGGGCUAUCCUCCAUUACAAUUCCAGAGAUGUCUCACCCAGAAACCUCAAAUCAUCUCGACUCUCUUGUCUCUUUGGAACUGUUCCGUGGUUUCCCAGACGUCGGGCUCCCAGUUUCCUUAACGGGUCAAGACACUUUCCAUGCGUACAAUCUUGAUGGGAUUUCUGAGAAUUCUUUGCAGAUACUACCAGAACUCAACAGGAUUGAACAGGAUAUCGAGCUUAAUUACGAGGACUUGCUUGUAAUGGAGACAGGACUACUACUUGGUGGCCUAAGCUUCUAUGAUCGUCACCGGGACAUGAGGCUAGACAUUGAUAACAUGUCCUACGAAGAACUAUUAGCUCUCGAAGAGAGGAUUGGUUCAGUGAGCACUCCACUCUCUGAAGAAGCUAUAUCGAAAUGCAUGAAAACGGGCAUCUAUCUGAUAACAUCUUUGAAUGAUAAACCGAACAUUAGUUCUUGCGGAUACAAGGACGAGGCUAAAUGCAGCAUUUGCCAGAGCCUCUGCAGAACCCUCUUCUCCACAACUGCCAUUGUCAUCUUCUUCUUCAUCAUAAUCUGGAUUUGGCUGAAGCUACUGAACAAAGGUGUUUUCAUCUGUACAGAUUGGCCUUGUCCCUUCUUUGUACAUACAAAACCUCACCUGUGUUGCAGUCUUGUCUGGUGCACAUGAUGCUACAGUUCAGUGUGAAUAAAUUCAUGACAAGUGUAACACUUGACACAAUGUCUCGUUGCCUGUUUCUUUCAUGCUGGUAUAUGCAUAAAAUCAGGGGUACAAACUGGCAACCCUUGAUCUGUAAUAUUAUGUGAAUCACUGGGAAAUUGUUGAAAGCAACAAAGGUUAGUUCUUUGGAUC